CAAGUGUUUGUAUUAGAGGUCGUUUAGGUGAUAUCGAAGUAUUUUCUCUCUGGUAGUAUUAAGGAAUAAGUUCCAAAUAAUCGUUGUUUAAAUGUGUAGUACUAGUAAAAUGGAAAAUGAGAGUGACCCAGUGGUUAAAGAGAUUCCAGUGUUUCUUUCAAAAACACUCGCAGAUAAAUUAUUUAUUUUUCAAUAUCCCGUCCGUCCUUCUGGGGAAGGUUAUGACAAUACCACUUUCUUAAAAACUUCAAUAAAGCCAGAGAAUCAGGAAGUGCUCAUAGAAGUAGCAAUAGAUACACAUAGUGUCAAUUAUGAUCAAAGUAAAGGCGAACAAAUUGCAAUAAAUGCUGAUGGAGAUACAAACGUUGAUCAAGAAGAUGAUGAAAAGGCAUUUGACAGUAAUCUUAUGGAUAAAACAGUAUUACAGUCUUCUCGUGCAUUACCAAACUGUUCUAAUUAUGGAAUCGGUAUUUUCCAAGAUGGAGAAUUACAUAUAACACCAUUAAAAGGAAUUAUUCAGUUGCGCCCAGAGUUUAACUAUCUAGAUAAAAGUGAUAAACGUAUAAGAGAUGAUGCCAAAAAUAUGGGUGAAGAUUAUGAAGAGGAAGAAGAAGGUCCAAAACAAGUCAAUGUAACCUUUGCUAGACAAAAGCCUGAGUUUAUGAAAAAGAUGCAGGAGCAAUCUUUUCAACAUCAUACCAAAAAAAGUUUAGAAGAAAGAUGGAUUCAUACAAAUUAUGUUCCAGUAAAUGGUGCUCAGGCAGAGCUUACACGUUUAGAAAUGUUUUGUUCUGCUACUGAUGAAACCGUAAAUACAUUGAAUAUAUCAACUGAACAAUAUUUAGAUCUGUUAGCACCACGAAUAAAAGAUGAAUCAAAAUCAGAUAUUGCUAAUCCAACUACAUCUCUCAAUUAUAUUAGAACUUUACCUCUUCUUGAUCAAGUUAAAACACUCAUGAAAGAUGCCAAAGUAAUAUCCUUUGCACAGUUGAGGUUAAUUUUAUCACCAGAUCAGGAGACAACAGCUGUUUUAAAAUAUUUGCAACAAGUAGCAGUUUUAGUACAGGGAAAUUGGGUCGUAAGUAGUGAACUUCUGUAUCCAAAGGAUAGUAUAUCAUCACACAAUGGUAUUCCUGCUGAACUUAUGUGUAGAGCUAGGGAUUAUGUCUUAUUGUCCUUUACGGAACACGAAUUCCUAGACCGAAAAACAAUUUCAUCUGUUAUUAAAUUGCCUCCUGAUGAAAUUAAAGAAAUAUUUACAAAUUUAGCAGUACACGAACCUAAGAAAGGAUGGCAUUUAGUCAUUCCACCUACUAAAGAAUUUACUGAAAGGUAUCCUGAAAUUGCACAAAGACAAGAAAUGUUUUGGGAAGCAAAACGAAAACAUCUCCGUGAAGCUAUGGAAGUUCACAAUCAAAUUCCACAACGUCAAAGACGGAAAUCAAACAGAGAAUCUGUUGGAUCUGAAAAUGAAGAAAGAAACGUGGGACGCGGACGGAAAACGUUAAGAGAUUCUUCAAUGUCCGAUAAUGAUAGUGUAAUGGAACCAGUAAAACAUAAAAAAACUAUUCGAUCCCGCAAAGCAUCUGAAACCACGUGACCAAAGUUGAUGCGUGAUUAACAUUAACUAACAUAUUCCUAUACAUUGUUGAUAUAUUGAAAAUUGUGAAAAAUUCAUCGGAAUUAUGAUAUUACGUCAUAUAUGUUUAGAUUCACUGCCAAAAUUUUACGAUAUAUUUGUAUUUGUAAAUUAUUUAGGUAAAAUAUUUUCUAGUCUCAGUUGACUGGUCUAACAAACGAUAAUACAGAGUCCAAAAAUUAAUGAUGUAUGUAAAGAAAUUUUACACCUUAUUGCCGUAUCUGUUUAUUUAAAAUGUAUGCCUUUGGUUUCUGUAUGUCGUGCAUAAUAUAACAUUUAGUUCAGUUUAACUGUUUAUUGAAAGAUAUGGACAAACAACAAAUAUUUGCAUGGUGAUCAUGGAAAAUUUGUUGGCAAAUGUUACACUAUCGACAAUGAAUGAAUAGCGUAAUAUAACAAAAUUGUAGAAAAUAUUCACUUAUUGUUUCCAAUAGUUCCAGCACAUCGUUGAUCGAUGAGGCAUUGAAAGCAUUGACUGAAAAAUGACUGAUGUUUUUUAUUUUAUUACAAAUAUUUUUUACGAAUGAAAAUAGUAUGAUAUAAAAUCAUAAAUAAUAUUAAGUAGGAACCUUUGUAUAAAAUAUUAAAAUAUGAAAUAAAAUAUGUACGUUAUUUAUUACUGUAAUGUUCGAUGUGUACAUACUUGUAGUUGAAAAAACAUUAUUAUUCCUUGCGUCUUCCAUCUAUUCUAGUUUAUUGUUUAGACAGUAUUGUAUAAACUACUAAUUUUUACUUUGUUUCAAUUUCUAUAUUUAAAUAUUUGUACAGAUAACCAGUAGAUACCGAAGAAAAACAGUGUUAUAUGAUUUUAUAUUGCUAUUAUAUUUUAAAAGUUGUUCCUCAAUUAUGUAAAAAAUAGUACUUGUGUAAAAACAGCAAACACUAAUAAAAGUUAAUGCAGCUA
This is a messenger RNA of Bombus pyrosoma, 2543 nucleotides long. RefSeq names its product DNA-directed RNA polymerase III subunit RPC5 (gene Polr3E). NCBI's taxonomy places the organism in Eukaryota, Metazoa, Arthropoda, Insecta, Hymenoptera, Apidae. Gene Ontology annotation, biological process: DNA-templated transcription. Gene Ontology annotation, cellular component: RNA polymerase III complex; nucleus. The record is from RefSeq and is a predicted model, not a curated record. The transcript has 8 exons. The coding region runs from base 92 to 1600 and encodes 502 amino acids.